AUGCCAGUUGGUGCGUGUGUCGAGGAUGAACGCCGCCGCCUGAUCGCUAUGUUCGGCAUCUGUAAACCAAUCGACGCGAUAACAGAAGCCGAUUGGAUCGACUACUUCUGGGAAGGAAGGAUCACGGGCGAACUGGACUUCGACAAGGUCAAGACGCUCAUGAGCCGCAAGCUGGUGACGGAUGUGAGUCUUACCGAUGCAGACUCACGUGUCUCGAAGCUCGCACACGCAAUGUACCAAGUGCUCGAGACCGAGAACAUGGAAUGGAUGUUCAAGAAGACCGUGAAGAACGAGCUGGCACGCGAGUCUAACAAGCCCCUGCUGAAGGAUGUCGUCGCCUUUAUCAAAUGGCUUCGUGCCAGUUGUAAGGAAUAUCUACGGUGGGAACCCGCUAGUCAGUCCUCUGUCCCAGUGGCGAAGUCGAGCGGGAGGAAGACAGAGAAGUCCGCCGGAAAGUCUCCACACACCGAAGAGAGCAAGCCGCCUCCUCGCACGCGGACUUGCUUGAAGUGUGGCAGCGAGGCUCACCGCGUUAAGAACUGUCCCCAUGCAGCAACCGGCGAGGCAGAAGACCUUCUACGUAAAUGGAGGGAGGCAAGGCCAGGAAAAACCCCGGUGGAGGCGAAGGGAUCAGCCCCUGUACACGCUAUCAAAGCGCUUCACCUAGAAGAAACUCCGAUCGAGCCGAGCAGCGCAUGCAUGGCUAGGGUGGAGAAUGUUCUCGACAUUCAUGAUGUCCUGCUAGAUUCCGGAGCGGACGUGAAUGUGGCGAGCCGCGGUUUGGUUGACCAAUUGCAGCGAAAUGGUGCUGCAGUGCGAGAGGCGCAGUGUCCGCCUCGGCAGUUGGCUACGUUUGAUGGCAGCCGCUUCGACGUGACGCAACGUGUUAUCUUCAAUGUGAUUCAACUGCGCACGACGGCAGGUCCACUGCUUCUUCGCAAUACGCGGGCAUGGGUGUUUGAAGAAGAAACGAGCAAGCCCGUGCUGGUCCUGUCGAGACCCGUAAUGGAGCACCUCGGGUAUUCGGCUGAUACUAUUCUGGCCCGAGCGUGUGACACUCGGCAGGAGUGGGAUUUACAGGAGCUAGGUGGCGGAGAAAGGAGCGCGUCGAUCAACCUCAUUCGUGAUAAUUCCCUCUCGGACUCAGCCCGUCUUGACACAACGGACUUGAGAGUUGCGACGCCGGAGCUGGAUGGAAAGCAAGGUGACCAGGUCGCUGCGAUCCUACAGGAACGUGUGGAAGAAGCUGCCAUCGCCGGUCUGAGGGAAGCUGAGGUCGAACAACUGAGGCUGCUAUUACUGGAGUUCCAAGAUGUCUUUCGGACUUCCUUCGGGCAUGAUCCCCCAGUGCGGGUAGAACCGCUGCGCGUGCGCCUCCGUGAAGGCGCAACUCCUGUUCGUACUAAUGCACGCCGGUAUCCGCCGGCUCACAUGGAGUAUUUGGAGCAGCAUGUCGGCGAACUACUCGAUGCGGGACUGGUGUAUGUAAAUCCGCGUAGCCGUUGGGCGUCACCACCUCGGAUUGUGUCGAAGAGCACACCAGGGACCUAUCGGAUGACGGUCGACACAAGGAGAGUGAAUGAGCGAACGGAUCCCAUCCAGUGGCCGAUGCCCAUACUCGAUGCGGCCCUGGGAUUGCUGGAAGGCACGACGUGCUACUUUACGCUCGACUGA
Phytophthora nicotianae INRA-310 is the source of this 1674-nucleotide messenger RNA. RefSeq lists its product as hypothetical. The coding region runs from base 1 to 1674 and encodes 557 amino acids. NCBI's taxonomy places the organism in Eukaryota, Oomycota, Peronosporomycetes, Peronosporales, Peronosporaceae. The record is from RefSeq and is a predicted model, not a curated record. The transcript has 2 exons. Gene Ontology annotation, molecular function: nucleic acid binding; zinc ion binding.